AAUUUUGAAAAAAAAAAAAAAGCGUGGAAGCCUGAGCUGGUACUUAGCAACGCUUGCAGUGUCGUGUCAGCAGCAUGGAUCGACGCGUUGCCGCUUGCCACUCUGAAUUCCAUUGCAACGUCACUCUCCCUCUUCUUCCAUAUGUGAGCUUUCUCCUCGCCAUUUUCUGCAGAGUCAGAACAAUGAAGAAGAACAAACUUGUGCAUCAGCCUUCUCUUUUUUGGUCCUCUUUUGGCCUUCGUACGAUAUGGGGAGCUUAAAAAUUUUCUUUUAACUCUUCUAUUGAGGAAAUGUAGUUAAGCAGAGAAGGAACUGAUAUUGAAGGAUAAUUGUGGAUCUGAUGGAAUUAUUUCUUGAAUUAGUGGCUACCAUUAUAAUUUUGGUGACAAAGCCUUUUUCUCUGUUUAAAUUGCUGUGCAUGCUUGGUGUUAAAAGUAUCUGUAUUGUGAUCUGCAUUUGGAUGGAGUUGGUGACUGCUACAAUUUUCUUUCAACUGAAUAUAUUCUGGAGUAUUGUGAUUUGGGUAGUUACUCUUAUUUCUUUUCCUGCCCGAGUUCUGAAUGCAUUGCAGAGGGAGAGGCUGUGGAGAAAGAAAUUUAGAGUGUAGGUGGAGAGCUAUGACGAUCUCAUGCAUGUUAGACUCAUGCUUACAGCUGGAAAUGCAUUUGGAUGAGAUGCAAAUAGAGUUGGAGAAUCUUGUGUGGGAUAAAAACGAAGUUGAAGAACAAAUGCAAACAGCCACAAAGGAGCACAGAAUGAUGGAGUUGAUGUUCUCAGAACUUGAAGAGGAAAAUGACAAAGCUAUUAUGAAAAUUGAAUUGUUAGAGGGUGAGUUGAAGGAUCUGAGGAAUGAAAAUAUGCGGCUGAAGGAGAUUCAAGGUGAACAAUUUUGGAGCUUCAAGGGCCAAGAUGAUGUAAGCAGUGACCAAAGAACUCAAACUGCUGAUGACCAUGGAAUUCAAUACGGGAUUCAAUCCUGGAAAUCCAGUUAUAAUGGAAGAGGCAUCCUUCUCCAAGAGCUUAUGAUGCAAAGAGAAGCUUGGGAGGGCAGGUGCAAUAGUAAGGGUGAAUUGCCUCACCCCUUGAAUACAAAAACAAAAGCCAUUGAACCAAUCCAAGCAUUUACACCUGAGACUGUUCCCAGAAAUUCAAACUUAAAUGAAACUAUCCACAAACAGAGAGGACAUGUGGUAUCCCAGUCUCUUUUUAGUGCAGUACUAUCAGUCUUGGUUGGAAUGAUUAUCUGGGAAGCUGGGGACCCUUGCAUGCCCCUCGUGGUGGCACUUUUCAUUGUUGUGGGAAUUUCGUUGAAGAGUGUAGUUCAGUUCUUCUUGGCCAUUAAAAACAAAUCUGCUUCUGAUGCAGUUGCUCUUCUAAGCUUCAACUGGUUUAUACUUGGCACUCUCACCUACCCAUCAUUGCCCAUAGUUGCUGGAAUGCUGGGUCCGCUUGCCUUGAGAUUUGUCAGUGGGACGGUAAGCUGGCUGGCUCGCUCCUCCUAGCAUAGAACCCCGGUUCACUACUCUUUUGUACAGUUCAUCAACUUUUACCAUUACAUUGUUUCACUUACUGUGUACUAUGGGAAUUGAUUAGUCUAUUUUCUCUUUGAAGAUUUUGGAUAAACAUAUAGUCAAGGCAGAAUUAUAUAGAGUUGUUUCGACACUGUAGUCA
Molecule: messenger RNA, 1671 nt
Organism: Malania oleifera
Lineage: Eukaryota; Viridiplantae; Streptophyta; Magnoliopsida; Santalales; Ximeniaceae
Exons: 5
Coding region: 561-1502 (313 amino acids)
Source: RefSeq, a predicted model, not a curated record